Messenger RNA from Cyprinodon variegatus (sheepshead minnow), 3100 nucleotides. RefSeq names its product 1-acylglycerol-3-phosphate O-acyltransferase 3 (gene agpat3). The transcript has 10 exons. Gene Ontology annotation, cellular component: endomembrane system; endoplasmic reticulum. Gene Ontology annotation, molecular function: 1-acylglycerol-3-phosphate O-acyltransferase activity. The record is from RefSeq and is a predicted model, not a curated record. NCBI's taxonomy places the organism in Eukaryota, Metazoa, Chordata, Actinopteri, Cyprinodontiformes, Cyprinodontidae. Bases 334 to 1467 code for a protein of 377 amino acids.
UAGGACCAGCAGCUACCUUCAGCUGAAAUGUGCUGCUUUAACGGACAAACAAUAGAGUCCGUCUAAAUCCCUUCACCUGAAGUCAUUUCUGCUGCAUUUUUUUUCCCCAGGAAAAGGAGGAGCAGACAGCCUGCGUUCAUUUACAGAUGCACUUUACGCCCUCCUUUGGAGCAGAAAGCAGAGAAAAGUGUCGCUAAAUCCACAGACUGAUCCUCCUGCAGGUCGGUGGUUUUGGCUGAAGGGCCGUGUAAGCGCGGCUUGUAAAGGAACUCCACCGUGGUUGGUCGUAGUGUAUAGAGAGGAGCCCGCUCAGCCCCUCCAGGCCCCUCAGCCAUGGCUCUCCUGGCUUACCUGAAGAGCCUGUUCAUCCUGCAGCUGCUGAUGGGCUUCGUGUUCGUGGUGAGCGGCCUCAUCAUUAACUUCAUCCAGCUGUGCACGUGCAUCCUCUGGCCGAUCAACAGGCAGCUCUACCGCAGAGUCAACUGCCGCCUCGCCUACUCUCUGUGGAGUCAGCUGGUGAUGAUGCUGGAGUGGUGGUCGGGCACAGAAUGCACCCUUUACACUGACCAGGCUACGGUGGACAAGUUCGGCAAAGAGCACGUCAUCAUUAUCCUCAACCACAACUUUGAAAUUGACUUCCUCUGUGGCUGGACAAUGUGUGAAAGAUACGGCGUCCUAGGGAGUUCCAAAGUGCUGGCCAAACAUGAGCUGCUGAAGGUUCCUUUGAUCGGCUGGACCUGGUACUUCUUAGAAAUAGUUUUUUGCAAAAGAAAGUGGGAGGAGGACCGAGAAACUGUCUUUGCAGGCCUGGACAGGCUCAAAGACUAUCCUGAAUAUAUGUGGUUUCUGCUGUACUGUGAAGGCACCCGCUUCACGGAGAAGAAGCACCAAAUCAGUAUGCAGGUUGCAGAAAGUAAAGGCCUGCCCAAGCUCAAGUAUCACCUUUUACCCCGAACCAAAGGAUUCACCACCACGAUGAAGUGUCUUAAAGGCACAGUCACUGCUGUGUACGAUGUGACUCUAAACUUCAAGGACAACCAGACUCCCACCCUGCUGGGUAUCGUCAAUGGCAAGAAAUACAAAGCUGACCUGCGUGUUAAGCGUUAUUCUGUGGAGGAAAUACCAGACGAUGAGCAAGAGUGUGGCGAAUGGCUGCACAAGCUGUACCAGGAGAAGGACGCCUUACAGGAACAGUACAACAAAGAAGGAAAGUUCCCAGGACCUACAAUCAUCCCUCCGCGCCGCCCUUGGACGCUGCUUAACUUCUUGUUCUGGGCCACUCUCCUGUUGUCGCCCCUCAUCAAAUUUGCAUGUGGCGUUGUCGUCAGCGGCUCCCCGCUCCUCAUCAUUGGUUUCAUCACCUUCCUCAUCAUUGCCUCUGUAGCUAUCCGCCGUCUCAUCGGGGUCACAGAGGUGAAGAAAACAGGCUCCAGUUACGGAAACCAGGAGGCCAAGAAACAAAACUAAACUGUGUAACCCCCCUCCCACGUUUGGGACAGCCGCUCCUCCCCCCCGCGGCGUCUCACUCCCUGCCCAGCUCCAUUCUCCUCCUACCAUCGGCUCAGUUGGUAGGCCGGGGAGGAGGCCACCUGUGAAAACAUAGCGACACCAGAGUCAAAUGAAUCCUGCCGACACUAGUGUCCGAGAGAGAAUAACAGAAGGUGCGGGAAUAUCGCUCUCUGGUGUAUCACGGAUUAUAAGGAGGGGGGAGGGGGAUGCAGUACUGAAAAAUCACCAAACCAUCAUCUAAAUCCCGUUAAAUCCCAAUUACUAACAAGAAUGAGCCCCUGAAAUGUCUCUGAGGUCACUUCCUAAACUACAUAACCCACGUUUGCAGAUGACGUUUGACUCCUUUCACCAGUUUUCUGUCUAACACCAGGCUGUAUCCGCUCCCCUUUCUCUCUGAGAGAUUCUUGUGAUGGAAAUCGGUGCCUUUAGGCCCAGCCUGGCUUUCCUUCAGGUCACAUCACACAAAUAACUCAAAGCCUGCUUCAUGUUUCAUUUUAUACGCUCACCAUCUCAGAUUAUACAACUAAACCACAAAUCUAAGCAAGUGGUGAUCCACUGAUCAGGACUGUGCUCAAUAUCAGUUGCAGAUUUAAGACCAUUUAUGAAAAAGUUCCUCUCUCUGCUCUGAGCCAUUUUUACUAGAGGAGGUAAUAUGAGUGAUCUCUGUAAAACAGUGUUUACUAAUAAAUGCAAAGAAAAGAGGCUCCAUUUAUUAUUAUUUCAAGUUUCUUCAUCUAAUUCCUAAUAAAAGCAGAUUAAAGGAUGAAUGGAUAGAACCUCUUUUAAUCCCCUUAGUCAAAGUUUCCACACUGAAGAGGAAUAUUAGAGGUUUUUGCAGUCUGGUUUGGAAAAAAGAUUGGAUCGGCUAAUUUUCAGUCAGCAGUCUAAAACAAAACUGUUCUGAGAAUCACUAUUAAUUUGUUUACACAUAUGAAUCGCAGAUUUAUUUGCAAAUUCCUCACCUGUUGGAUCGGACAGGCUGGUGUCUGUUAAACUACAGCAAGGGCUCUGAAAACUGCUCCCAUCAAGGAUACCUGCGUCUGUUACUGGUCUCUUUAAAACACUCGCUUCAUGCUUUUCUUUCUCCCAUCGAUUUAUUUCUCCUCUAAGAUUUAGGAGUUUACGUAUUCUCAUCAACCCGAGCAGACAUUCUCCGACCUCCUAAAUGUGAUGCUUCAACAUGCCAAGUCCUGCCCCCUCCCCUGACAUGGAAGUGCAGCUCGCUGUGGAACAUGACUGGCAGCUGGUUCGAGCGGAGAAGGUCACCAACUGUCUUUAUGUAGCCACACAGCUGUUAGCCUAGCCUGCAGUAGGAGUAUUUUUAACCUUUGCCUUAAACCAAGCUUGCUCAGGCAAGGGAUUGCUUAUUUACCUCCCGUUGAAACGCAUAACGCCACUUUUGUGUUUGAAAUAUUCGCCCUUCAUUCCUCUCAUUACAGUAAAACAUAAAGUAGGAGGAGCAUAUCGGUGAAACGACUGAUUAACACGAACUCUUUAAAGUUGAGGAAGUUCUUGGAAGGUUUUGUUUUUGAUUAAAAUCACUUAAAAACUUUAAAAUGGAAAAAAAUAGUUUGUUUAGCAAAAAAAAAAA